This is a messenger RNA of Indicator indicator, 1053 nucleotides long. It is a transcript of the gene MAD2L2, whose product is annotated as mitotic arrest deficient 2 like 2. Gene Ontology annotation, cellular component: zeta DNA polymerase complex. The transcript has 8 exons. The record is from RefSeq and is a predicted model, not a curated record. The coding region runs from base 7 to 642 and encodes 211 amino acids. Lineage: Eukaryota; Metazoa; Chordata; Aves; Piciformes; Indicatoridae.
GGAAAAAUGACCACUCUCACACGACAGGACCUUAACUUUGGGCAAGUUGUUGCAGAUGUUCUUUCAGAAUUUCUGGAAGUGGCUGUUCACCUUAUCUUAUACGUCAGAGAAGUUUACCCUAUUGGGAUCUUUCAGAAGAGGAAAAAAUACAAUGUACCUGUCCAGAUGUCCUGCCAUCCAGAGCUGAACCAGUACAUCCAGGACACGCUGCACUGUGUAAAGCCUCUGCUUGAGAAGAAUGAUGUGGAGAAAGUCGUGGUUGUAAUCCUGGACAAAGAGCACCACCCCGUGGAGAGAUUUGUCUUUGAGAUCACCCAGCCACCUCUUCUUUCCAUCAGUUCAGAGUCCCUGCUGUCCCAUGUGGAGCAGCUACUGCGUGCCUUCAUCUUGAAGAUCAGCGUGUGUGAUGCUGUGCUUGACAACAACCCCCCAGGCUGUACCUUCACAGUUCUGGUUCACACACGGGAGGCAGCCACACGGAACAUGGAGAAGAUCCAGGUGAUAAAGGAUUUCCCGUGGAUCCUUGCUGAUGAGCAAGAUGUGCACAUGCAUGACCCCCGGCUUAUUCCCCUGAAAACCAUGACAUCUGAUAUCCUAAAGAUGCAGCUGUAUGUAGAAGAGCGAGCCCACAAAGGCACCUGAUUUCAUAUCUUGCCUUCAGUCCUCAUCUGAUCUUCCAGUGGAGUAAGAGAUCUCACAAAGCAUACGUUGAUACCCGCCUCUUCAGCUGGCCUGCUGGGUGAAUGUAGAGCAGCUGCUGCCUCUUGAUUUCAAGUGCUCUUACCACUGUAUAUAGAACUGACUUGGAAUGUGGAGCCAGAGCCUGUCCCCGUGCGCGCUCAGGUGUGAGUACAGGUUUGGUUGGGGUGAACCCCUGGGGCAGGAUCCAGGCAACUGCAGUCGGCGCUUCGUGCGGCUCCAGUUCUCACCCCAGCAGGGCAGCUCCACUGUGCAGCAGCAGCGAGACGCAGCCAUCUGCUGCCUGCUCCACCAGAGCAAUGGGCUGGAACCAGGGGUGAGAGAAGCCUUACGUAGUGUCUGUCCACUGUGACU